AUGGCUAAAACUAGCAUCGACUUGAUCGACGAUGUUGACAUGUUCCCGUAUGCCGAUACCGACCCUGAUGCGUUCACCAAGAUGAACGCUGGUCUCUACACUCUCGUAUGGGAAGAUGCUCAGGGCACUUAUCCCAUCGGUUAUAUCCUCGACCGUGUCUUUCAAGAGCUCCUCAAGGUGCCCGAGGACGUCCGGGGCAAGAUGGAGUAUGACACAGAGAAACGGACCGUUGCGCUCUUCAAGGAGCCCACAGAGCAGGAGCGCACUCGCCGUGUUGCGGCUCUAGGGGACUACUGGCGCCAGAACAAGACAUUUCCCUUGCUCCGUGGCUGGCGCAACGAGCUCUGGCCUGUCUACGGCCGCACUGGUGAGCUACUGUUUAGUAUGGAGCGUGCGGCGAUGGGUUUGAUUGGAACGAUGCGAUAUGGCGUCCACAUGAUUGCCUACGUUCGGGAUGAGACUGCACCACAUGGCCUUCGGCUCUGGGUGCCUACACGUGCCCGGAACAAGUCAACGUUUCCUAGCAUGCUCGACAACACGGUAGCUGGCGGCCUCAUGACAGGCGAGGAUCCUUUUGAGUGUGUCAUCCGAGAAGCCGACGAGGAGGCCAGCCUCCCAGACGAGACUGUCCGUAAGGGUGCCAAGUUUGUCGGCAACGUCACAUAUAUCUACAUCACGGAUGCAGGGCAGGUCGGCGAGGGCGGCUUUAUUUAUCCCGAGUGCCAAUGGGUCUAUCACCUCGAGCUCCCCAGCGACGUGGUGCCCCAGCCCAAGGACGGCGAGGCCGAGAGGUUCGACCUGUGCGACGUCGACCAGGUCAAGGCGGACCUCGCCAAGGGGCGCUUCAAGCCAAACUGCGCGCUCGUCACGCUCGACUUUUUCAUCCGACACGGAAUCCUCACCCAGGAAAACGAGCCCGAGAUUGAACAGAUCAAACGGAGGGUGCGCCGUGACAUUCCUUUCCCAGGUCCACACCAGAGCAACUGGCGCCCGGCUUGA
Molecule: messenger RNA, 999 nt
Organism: Fusarium keratoplasticum
Lineage: Eukaryota; Fungi; Ascomycota; Sordariomycetes; Hypocreales; Nectriaceae
Product: Nudix hydrolase domain-containing protein
Exons: 2
Coding region: 1-999 (332 amino acids)
Molecular function (GO): 8-oxo-dGDP phosphatase activity
Source: RefSeq, a predicted model, not a curated record